This is a messenger RNA of Rangifer tarandus platyrhynchus (Svalbard reindeer), 2322 nucleotides long. NCBI's taxonomy places the organism in Eukaryota, Metazoa, Chordata, Mammalia, Artiodactyla, Cervidae. The record is from the annotation of a GenBank genome assembly.
AUGAGUGGAGUCCCAGGAGACCUGGAAAUGGACUCAUUGGCCUUUGAGGAUGUGGCUGUAAACUUCACCCUGGAUGAGUGGGUUUUACUGGAUUCCUCACAGAGGAAACUCUACAGAGAUGUGAUGCGGGAAAACUUCAGGAAUGUAGUCUCAGUAGAAGCAAAACAGGAAGACCAUGACAUUGAAGAUCAGGACAAAAACCAGGAGAGAAAAUUACGAAAUCCCAAAGCAGAGAGACACUCUGAAAAGAGAGACAUUAAUUCCUCUGAAGAAAGCUUCAACCUUAUUCCAACUCCCAAUGUGAAGAGAACUCGUGAUAUAAAACCAUGGGAAUGCAGAGCGUGUGGGAAAGUCUUCAUGUAUCAUUCUUCCCUUACUAGACACAUGAAAUGUCACAUUGAAAACAGAUCAGGAGAUCGCCGAAAGUACCGUGAGAAGGUAUAUAAAUGUAAAGAAUGUGGAAUAGCAUUCAUUUUUCCUAGUGCUCUGAAGACCCAUGAAAGGAGUCACACAGGAGAGAAACCCUAUGAAUGUAAGGAAUGUGGCAAAGCCUUCACGUGGCACACAACUUUUCGAAAACACAUGGGAACACACACUGGAGACUUACCUUACAAGUGUCAGAAAUGUGAGAAAGCAUUCAUUUAUCCCAGUCACCUACGAAUGCAUGAAAGCACUCAUAAAGGACAUAAACCUUACAAAUGUACAGAAUGUGGGAAAACCUUUGAAAGUCCUGAAACUAUUGAAAUACAUGAGAGGAUUCACAGGGGAGAGAAACCUUAUGAAUGUAAGCAGUGUGGUAAAGCUUUCAAACGUUUGAGUUCUUUUAAAGUACAUGAAAGGAGUCACACUGGAGAGAAACCAUAUCAAUGUGACCAGUGUGGUAAAUGGUACCGCUCUCUUCGAAAGCAUGAGGCAAUCCACACUCGAGAAAAACCCUAUGAGUGUAAGGAGUGUGGGAAAGCCUACAGAUUAAAUGAAAGCCUCCAACAACACGUGAUAAUACACGCUGGAGAUGGCCCUUAUAAAUGUAAGGAAUGUGAAAGAGCAUUCAGUAAUUCCAGUUCUCUUGAAACACAUGAAAGGAGUCACAUUGGAGAGAAACCCUAUGAAAAGAAAUCCUAUCAAUGUAAACAAUGUGGAAAAGCCUUUAAAAGUCCUAAAAUAUUGAUUUCUGCAAGCUCUCUUCAAAAGCAUGAAAGAAUCCACACUGGAGAAAAACCCUAUGAGUGUAAGGAAUGUGGAAAAUCCUACAUAUUUAACUAUUACUUCCAGAAACACAUGAUAACACAUACUGGAGAUGGUCCUUAUAAAUGUAAAGAAUGUGAGAAAGCCUUCAUUAAUGCCAGUUCUCUUAAAAUACAUCAGAAAAGUCACAUUGGAGAGAAACCAUAUCAAUGUCAUCAAUGUGGUAAAAGUUAUAGAUAUCAAUCAUAUAUAAAUAAACAUUUAAGAACCCAUACUUUAGAGACAUCCAGUGAAGAGAAACCCUAUCAAUGUAAGCACUGUGGAAAAGUCUUUAAAAGUCCUGCAAGUGUUCCAGUACAUGAAAGAAUUCACACAGGAGAGAAACCCUAUGAAUGUAACCACCCUUAUAAAUGUAAGGAAUGUGAGAAAGCAUUCAUUCAUUUCAGUUCUCUUAAAAUACAUGAAAGGAGUCACACUGGAGAGAAACCCUAUAAAUGUUUACAAUGUGGAAAAGUUUUUCAAUAUCAAAACUCCUUCCAAGAACACCAAAGAACCCACACUGGAGAGAAACCUUAUGAAUGUAAAGAAUGUGGGAAAGCCUUCAUUUGUGCCAGUUACAUUCGAAGACAUGAAAGGACACAUACUGAAGAAAAGCCCUAUGAAUGUAAAAAAUGUGGUAAGGCCUUCAGUUGUUCAAGUUCCUUUCGAAAACAUGAGAGAACUCAUACUGGAGAGAAACCGUGUGAAUGUAAGCAAUGUGGUAAAGCCUUCAGUUAUUCUAGAUCCUUUCAAAGUCAUGAAAGGAGACACAGUGGAGAAAAGCCCUAUACAUGUAAAAAUUGUGAUAAAACUUUCGCUUGUCCAAAUCCCUGCGGAAAACAUGAGAGGACUCAUUCUGGACAGAAACCCUAUGUAUGUAAGGAACGUGAGAAAGUCUUCAGUAUCCCAGCUUCCUUUAAAAACAUGAAAGGAGUCAUACUGGGGAGAAAUCCUAUCACUGUAAACAAUGUGGUAAAGCCAUCACUUAUUUCAGUUCCCUUUGAAGUCAUGAAAGAACUCAUAGUGGAAAGAAACCCUAUGAAUGAAAGGAAUGUGGGAAAGCCUUCAUUUUUCCCUCAAAAUUUCAUUUACACGUGA